This is a messenger RNA of Ostrinia nubilalis (European corn borer), 785 nucleotides long. RefSeq lists its product as uncharacterized. The coding region runs from base 99 to 767 and encodes 222 amino acids. Lineage: Eukaryota; Metazoa; Arthropoda; Insecta; Lepidoptera; Crambidae. The transcript is spliced from 3 exons. The record is from RefSeq and is a predicted model, not a curated record. Gene Ontology annotation, molecular function: serine-type endopeptidase inhibitor activity.
UUCUCAAUUUCUUGGGAAGUAUUAGUAGCAUGGACUCUUGUCACUCUUGUGUGCACGUGAUGUACCUAAAUAAAUAAUUUCUGAAUGCUCGCACAAAAAUGUUGAAGUUUACAUUGAUUGGCUUUCUUAUGUUCUGUCAAAUUGCUCCAAUAUGGGCUUGCCAUGGAGGUGGCUCAUCUGAAGAAGACUUCUUCGUGCCCGUAACGAGCAAAAUGACCAAUCCCUACAAUAAGCAUAUCUGGUACGGCUGGGACGCACCGCCCGAGGCUAAAGGCGCCUGGGCUCAGUGGAUGGCGAAAUACCAACAGGCCAUAGCUGGGAAGGGCGGCCCCUACAAUCCCAGUAUACAUGAUAAGCCGUAUGGACAAGAUGUAAAAGACUGGCCUGCGGAUUGGGGUGUUCUGGGGCCACCUCGGGAUGGUAUGAUGCCGCCGCCGUGGGCAUACGUGCCAAAGAGGUCGGGCAAACCAGCGCUUUGCUAUGAUCCUCCGCUAUACGGCGAUUGCAGCUCAAAUAUAUACCGUUACGGUUACAACAGUUUCACUGAAGAAUGCCUUCAGUUCUCGUACUCGGGCUGCGGGGGCAACAUGAACAACUUCGUCGAAUGGGAGAGGUGCCGAGACACGUGCAUGGGCUCACCCAAGUUCGGAUGUAACGACGACUCCAAGAUACCGAUCGACACCAUCGUAGGGGCGCGCCGCUGCGGUUAUCAGGAUGACGUGCCCAAUGAUUAUUUGUCAGUAAGAGACUAUCCGGGUAGUAAGUAGUUGAUGUGUUUUCUAAUA